UCUGUCUGCACAUGUUUGGAUUCGUGAUGUUUUAACACAAGGACUGUGAAAAUUCCUCCCAAAUCGACUUCCUGGUCACAUUUCUGUUUGUGGAGCCCUCCACGAACAGAGCUUUUUUCUUUAAAUAAAAUCGCCAGCCCUCCUGCCUCGGUUCAGGGAGACGUUUCCAGGUGGGUUGUCCGACGCUGCUGGGAGCGAAGGCAGAGCCUGGCCGGUUGUCUCUUUAAAUCGGCUCUGCAGUGUGAUGGGCACGGGAAGAACCAUUCCCAGCCUGCGGCAGGGAGCCGGCCACAGCGCCGCCAUCCGCCUCCCCCAUCCCCAUGGUUACGGCUCCUGCUUCCCGCCGGUCCUCUUCCCUGGCUGUCGCCGGCGGAAGCAAGCGCAGAGGCGGCUGGCGUUCCUCACCCGAGUUCUGGAAGCUGCGUGCUGAGAAUCGCGCUGCAUGUCUGCCGUCCUGGCUCUGACUCACGUCCCCGGCUGCAGUCCUGCAAUCUGUUGAUAACUCUGCUGGCGAGCGGGGCACACGGGCCCCGGGAAUGGAGACCUGCUCCCCUGCAGGGCGAGCUCGCAGUGGCUCCCCGGCAACAGGCACCGUGCUGUUGCCCCUCCAGCUGUUUUUGCCAAAAUAGGUGGGUGCAGCCUCUCCACCCUCACCUGCCCCACCAGAGUCGCCCUGAGGCCCGUAGCCUGGGGCUUGACCCUGUGGCCGCUGUUUGGGACCUUGACCUUCUGGACGGCCAUGGAGGCUGGCGGGGAGAAAGGCGCGACAUAGCUGGCUAACGGGGACACCAUCUGCAUCCGGGCGCCCACCCUUCAGUAACUUCACGUGCUCAUGGAUUUGAAGAGUGUCCUCUCCCUGCCCCAGCACCCAGGGGAGUUCCUGCACCCCGUGGUGUACGCCUGCACGGCCGUCAUGCUGCUCUGCCUCCUCGCCUCCGUCAUCACCUACCUCAUGCACCAGAGCGCCAUCCGGAUCAGCCGCAAGGGCAGGCACACGCUCCUGAACUUCUGCCUGCACGCAGCCCUGACCUUCACCGUGUUCGCCGGGGGCAUCAACCGCACCAAGUACCCCAUCCUGUGCCAGGCGGUGGGCAUCGUGCUGCAUUACUGCACACUCUCCACCAUGCUGUGGAUCGCCGUGACCGCCAGGAACAUCUACAAGCAGGUGACCAAGAAGGUCCCACCCUGCCCGGGCCCAGACCAGCCACCGUACUCCCAGCAGCCCCUGCUCAGGUUCUACCUCGUCAGUGGAGGGGUUCCUUUCAUCAUCUGCGGAGUCACGGCUGCCACGAACAUCAGGAAUUACGGGACGGAGGGCGAGGACUCAGCAUACUGCUGGAUGGCCUGGGAGCCCAGCCUGGGCGCGUUCUACGGGCCGGCGGCCUUCAUCGCCCUGGUCACCUGCGUGUACUUCCUGGGCACCUACGUCCAGCUGCGGUGUCACCCGGAGCGCCGGUAUGAGCUCAGGGAGCGGACGGACGAGCAGCAUCGGUUGACGGGGCUGGAGGCCGGCCACAGCCCCAGGGCCCCCCGGCACUCGCUCAAGGCCCAGCUGCGGGCCACCGCCUUCACGCUCUUCCUGUUCACGGCCACGUGGACCUUCGGGGCCCUGGCCGUGUCACAGGACCACUUCCUGGACAUGGUCUUCAGCUGCCUGUACGGCGCCUUCUGCGUGACGCUGGGGCUCUUCGUGCUCAUCCACCACUGCGCCAAGCGGGACGACGUGUGGCACUGCUGGUGGUCGUGCUGCCCUUCCCGCCGGGACACCCAGGCCUCGAAGCUCAGUGCCCACCACACGCUCGACGCCAAUGGGGACGCACUGGGGCACGCCACCUGCCUGCAGGACUCGCCUUGUGUUGGCAAGCCACGGGGUUUUGGGCACCCGCCGGCCGGCCACUGCAAGAUGACCAACCUGCAGGCCUCCCAGAGCCACGUCAGCUGCCUGUCGCCGGCCACGCCCUGCUGUGCCAAAAUGCACUGUGAGCAGCUGAUGGAGGACAUGGCCCACGUCCACCUGCACGAGGAGGACGCGUUUGGGCACGACCUGCACCUGCACCGGUGCCUCCAGGGCAGAACUAAGCCUCGCUACUUCAGCCGGCACAGGGCGGCCGCGGCCGAGCAGGAGUACGCCUACCACAUCCCGUCCAGCCUGGACGGCAGCCCCCACAGCUCACGCACAGACAGCCCCGCCAGCUCUCUCGAGGGCCCGGCGGGGAUGCACACGCUGGCCUGCUGUGCCCAGGGCGACCCCUUCCCCUUGGUCAGCCAGCCCGAGAGUGGCAACAUCAGUCCCACACUCUACGGCUGCACCCCGCGGCCCGGCAGGGAGGUAGGCCGUGGCCCCGCCCACUUUGAGAUGCUCCAGAGGACACAGUCCCUGCCCUUUGGGGGCCCUGGCCAGAACGGGUUGCUCAAGGGCGACAUGUGCGAAGCCGUGCCUUACGGUGCCGACAGCACAGGCAACAUCCGAACGGGGCCCUGGAAGAAUGAGACGACUGUGUAGCCGCCGUGCCACCCACCCCGGGCGAGCGUCAGAGCAGAGAGGGACCCUCUCCCACGUGAGGUCGGCAGGGUCACCGAGUGACAGAGCCGCUCAGAAGCGACUGGCACCCCCGCUGACCUCUGGUUAUGAAGGACUCAAGUGGGAAGACGCUUUGGGCCACGUUGCCUCCCCGAACCUCGAGGUCAGACAAGUUGUCGUGCCCACAGUCACCCCUUGUGGACCUGAAGCGCCCGUCCCCGGGCAGCCCAGCCACGCAGCGGGCAGAGGAACCGGCCUCCGUGUGGGGGCCUGCCCGCCUGUGAUAGCUGCGGCAGGAGGCACACUGAUCUUUCUCGUGUUCAAUGUGUGUGUUAAGUCCUGUUCCAGGGGCGGGCAGCCUGCUGGCCAGCCCAGUGCGCUCUGAACCUGGGCCCCACGUCGGAGCCGACGCCCGUGCCAUCUCCACCUCAGCCCCACCCUGAAUGCAGCCCCAGCCCCGCAGGCUGAGGGCCUCACAGACGCGGGGCACCCAGCUGUGCUCUGGGAGCACGUGGCCUUCAGGGGGGUGGAGGGGGCCCCACGGCUCUGUAAAAGCCCAACUGUCCUUUAACAAAUAUUCCAUUUCCUAAGCCAGCCGCUGUCAGGACUAGAUCCCGCCCCAACAUGGGAAUUUGGGAAAAAUAAAGUUCCCUGCCCCGCAAAGAGAAGGAGCUGGCAUUUCCAUGAACAUCUGGGCACAAAGCCCUGACUCAGAGGACAGAAGUGCCCCAUCCCAUGGCUGGGGUCAGUGGGUCCUCACAGGGGCAGAAGCCUGGACGCCCAGAAGGAUGUGACGUGCGUGUGAGACCGUGCACAACCGCCCCUCCCUCCCUCCCCUUGGAACUGUGACAUGUGUACACACAAACACACACACAGUGUGUGUGCACCACACAUGUACAUGCCACGUGUGUGCAUCACAUGUUCACCCACCCAUGCACAGUACACUAUACCUGUGCGCACAUCACCACCAACAUGCACAUGGCACAUCGUGCACAGGCAGGGUAGUCAGGUGAUCAGUGCUCUGCUCGGCUGUCAUGGUGCGACUCGCCCGUGUGCUCUGAGGUCUAGGCGGGAGGAUGUCCCCCGGAGCAGCUCCUUCCUUUGCACCCACUGGGAGAGACGAGGAGUGUGUCAGGCGCCCCAGGCCCCACGCUCAGUAUCUGAGCACAAGGAGCCUCACUUCCCGGGAUUCCUGACAGAGAGGCUGUAGCUUACCACAGUGUCCGUACCUGCCACCAACCCCGUGCGUCUCACAGGCCCACCAGACAGGCAACCAGAUGACCUCUGGGCGGCUCCUGUCUCCAUCACUGUCUGCCUGUUCACCUGCUUCUGUUGCUGACAUGAACCGAGACCCGACGCUGUGCUGUGUACACACUGUAGAUGCAGAACCGUCAGGCAAAAUACAGUGUUUCACAUCGUUCGCCCUUCGUGAGGCUGGUUACUGGCAUCCAUGUGCGUCUCUGACCCUCGAGGAGGGCGGCCCACCGCCCUGCAAGGCCCUGUCUGUGCCCUGGUGCUUGGGGCAGGGCCGUUCUUCCCUGGCCCGCCCCCGUGGGUACCCAGCAUCCCUCCCACCUCAGCAGCCCUGGCAGAACAGAGAGCGCACCUCGUCAUCCAAACCAACGACGCUCAGCACUAAAUAAACCUCGAGGGCUUCAGUAUCUGCACGGCCUCCUGAGCCCAGUGGGGAGCCGUGUUGUGACAUGGCCCACUGGCGUGUGAUGUUUCCAGAGCACAGAAGGGCGCUCCGUGUGGAGUGAGCUUCCACAAGGGUGGGGAGCGGGAUAGAGCCCAGGCUGCCUGUGGCCUUACGUUUUGUGUCCCUUCCUUGCUCUGUACACAUGUGUCUGCCUGUAUGCACAUGACUGGGUGGU
This is a messenger RNA of Myotis brandtii (Brandt's bat), 4395 nucleotides long. RefSeq names its product adhesion G protein-coupled receptor A1 (gene ADGRA1). Gene Ontology annotation, molecular function: G protein-coupled receptor activity. Gene Ontology annotation, cellular component: plasma membrane; postsynaptic density; glutamatergic synapse. The record is from RefSeq and is a predicted model, not a curated record. Gene Ontology annotation, biological process: G protein-coupled receptor signaling pathway; cell surface receptor signaling pathway. Lineage: Eukaryota; Metazoa; Chordata; Mammalia; Chiroptera; Vespertilionidae.